Messenger RNA from Cariama cristata (Red-legged seriema), 1187 nucleotides. It is a transcript of the gene ABAT, whose product is annotated as 4-aminobutyrate aminotransferase. Gene Ontology annotation, biological process: GABA catabolic process. Gene Ontology annotation, cellular component: mitochondrion. Lineage: Eukaryota; Metazoa; Chordata; Aves; Cariamiformes; Cariamidae. Gene Ontology annotation, molecular function: pyridoxal phosphate binding. The record is from RefSeq and is a predicted model, not a curated record. Bases 14 to 877 code for a protein of 287 amino acids. The transcript is spliced from 7 exons.
CCCCGACUACGCCAUGCUCUCCUUCAUGGGCAGCUUCCACGGAAGGACCCUGGGUUGCUUAGCUACAACUCACUCUAAAGCAAUUCACAAAUUGGACAUUCCAUCGCUGGACUGGCCUAUUGCUCCAUUUCCAAGGCUAAAGUAUCCUCUGGAAGACUUUGUGAAGGAGAAUCAGCAGAAUUUAGAGGAGGUGGAAGACCUGAUUGUAAAGUACAGGAAAAAGAAGAAGAUUGUGGCUGGAAUCAUUAUAGAACCAAUACAGUCAGAGGGUGGAGACAAUCAUGCUUCAGAUGACUUCUUCAGAAAGCUACGAGAUAUUGCCAGAAAGCAUGGCUGUGCAUUCUUGGUGGAUGAGGUGCAGACGGGAGGCGGCUGCACAGGAAAAUUCUGGGCACAUGAGCAUUGGGGCCUGGAUGAUCCAGCUGAUGUGGUAACAUUCAGUAAGAAGAUGAUGACAGGAGGAUUUUUCCACAAAGAGGAGUUCAGGCCAAAUGCUCCCUAUCGGAUUUUUAAUACCUGGCUGGGAGAUCCAUCCAAGAACCUUAUGCUUGCUGAAGUCAUUAAGGUUAUUAAAAGAGAAGACCUUCUAAAUAAUGCAACCCAUGCCGGGAAAGCACUGCUGACUGGGCUGCUGGAUUUGCAGGCUCGUUACCCACAUCUUAUCAGCAGAGCACGGGGGAGAGGAACAUUCUGUUCGUUUGACACUCCAAAUGAUGCAACUAGAAACAAGUUAAUUACAAUAGCCAGAAACAAAGGAGUUGUGCUGGGAGGCUGUGGCGACAGAUCAAUUCGUUUUCGUCCAACACUGAUCUUCAAGGAUCAUCAUGCACACCUCUUUCUGAACAUUUUCAGUGACAUCUUGGCAAACUUCAAGUAAAAAGCAGUUCCCUUGCACUGAACAGCUGAUUAUGAAAUUAGUUUGCAUUAAUUCAUGUCUCCUCUACUUACAAGAUCAGUGUAAAGUCAUAAACUAAGGUUUGUGUUCUGUCUGUAAUCCCGCCCAAGGCAAGCCGCUCCAUGCAAACUCAGCCCAGGCAGAGCAUUGGUACUGGUCACCAGCAGGUACAUGCAGCUGCCCCACACUGUGCAGUUGUAGAAGCCGUGGCCCUCCAUCUUCUGGCUUGGGUCCUACUAAUUGCAGAGUCCUCUCUACAUUCAUGGCCCUGACUAUCUGAUUGUCUUAAAUA